AUGUACCAAGGUUUAGCCAUGGCAGCCAACCAUGGCCCACCAGCAUACGAGGGGGCCAGCAGUUUUAUGCAUGGCACAGCAGCUGCGUCGCCAGUCUACAUCCCUACAACAAGGGUCACCACCAUGAUCCCCAGCCUGCCAUACCUCCAGGGAAGUGGGUCAUCCCAGCAAGGCAGUCCUGUCUCCAACCACUCCAUCUGGACUCCACCUGGGGCCGAGAGCGUUGCGUACAACCCGGGAGCCGCUCACCCAUCGGUGUCCCCCAGGUUCUCCUUCGCCACUGGCAGCCCCAUCCCGGCCACCACCACCAGGGAGGCGGCAGCCUACAGUAGUUCACUCAGUAUCUCGGCCAACAGCAGGGAACAGUAUGCCAGGAGUUUCAGCGGGUCCUAUUCCAGCCCCUAUCCUGCCACUUACAUGAGCCCAGAGCUGGGCACAACCUGGACUGCCUCCCCCUUUGACAAUGCCGUGCUGCACAACUUCCAGAACAGGGGCACACCAGGAGCUCCAAGACACACCAACUUAGUUCCCACGAAGUUUUUUGAAGAUUAUUCUGAAGGUCGUGAAUGCGUCAACUGUGGGGCCAUGUCGACCCCGCUGUGGAGGAGAGACGGCACUGGCCACUAUCUGUGCAGUACCUGUGGGCUCUACCACGAAAUGAAUGGCAUUAACCGACCACUAAUCAAGCCCCAGAGAAGGCUGUCGGCUUCCCGUAGGGUUGGGCUCGCGUGUGCCAACUGCCAUACAAAUACGACCACACUGUGGCGCCGGAAUGCUGAAGGCGAGCCAGUCUGCAAUGCCUGUGGCUUGUACAUGAAGCUUCAUGGGGUCCCAAGGCCCUUAGCGAUGAGAAAAGAGGGGAUCCAAACCAGGAAGCGUAAGCCAAAAAAUGUAAACAAAUCCAAGACAUCAGCAGGGCCAGCCAGUAAUGGAAGCCUUACCUCAGCCAUUAGUUCUGCCCCCUGCACCAGCACCACAACCACCACGGCUGCUGAAGAAAUGCGCCCCAUCAAGACAGAACCAGGGAUUUCAUCUCAUUAUGGGCACCUGAGCCCACUUUCCCAGCCAUUCUCAGGCACUACAAUGCCUGGGCACGGAUCUGCUCUGCAUCAUGCCAUCCCGGCCCUAAAACUUUCUCCCCAGGGCUACCAGCCAGGUAUCAGCCAGUCUCCCCAGCCUAGCUCCAAGCAAGACUCCUGGAAUACCCUGGUUUUAGGUGAAAGCCAUGGAGAUAUCCUAACAUCAUAA
Messenger RNA from Gekko japonicus, 1248 nucleotides. It is a transcript of the gene GATA4, whose product is annotated as GATA binding protein 4. The record is from RefSeq and is a predicted model, not a curated record. Gene Ontology annotation, molecular function: zinc ion binding; DNA-binding transcription factor activity, RNA polymerase II-specific; RNA polymerase II cis-regulatory region sequence-specific DNA binding. Gene Ontology annotation, biological process: cell fate commitment; positive regulation of transcription by RNA polymerase II; negative regulation of transcription by RNA polymerase II. NCBI's taxonomy places the organism in Eukaryota, Metazoa, Chordata, Lepidosauria, Squamata, Gekkonidae. Bases 1 to 1248 code for a protein of 415 amino acids. The transcript has 7 exons. Gene Ontology annotation, cellular component: nucleus.